AUGUACCAUACGCAAGCCUGUCUUGAUGCCCCCCUGUUGCCACAACUGCCUAGUGGAGAGUUCAUAGCACGCGUUGGACAUCUCGAACAACGCAUCCCAACGCUACUACCGAGGACCCGAUCUCUGAACAAUGAUGAAUCAAUCCCCAUUGGAAAUGUUCUACCAAACCCAAUGCCACCACCAACGAGGAUCAACUCAGCACAGGGAACAGAAACUACCGAAGCAGGUUGUCCAGAUGCAACUAGUCAGAUGAAGCCCGAUAAGCGCAGUAGCCUACAUUCCCGCGGUUCAGUUAUGAAGACCCCAUGCACCGGAUACAAAAAGAACAACCGCCCAUUUAAGGAUUGUGCGCGUUCCUUCACUAGGAAGAUAUUAAACUAUUCCACCUCCAUAAACGAGAAGCCUAAUACCGAUGCUCUUAAGGAGACUCAAAAUAUCCGCAAAGAAAUGUCAACCUAG
This is a messenger RNA of Microsporum canis CBS 113480, 459 nucleotides long. RefSeq lists its product as uncharacterized. The record is from RefSeq and is a predicted model, not a curated record. The transcript has 4 exons. Lineage: Eukaryota; Fungi; Ascomycota; Eurotiomycetes; Onygenales; Arthrodermataceae. Bases 1 to 459 code for a protein of 152 amino acids.